AAACAUAAUUUUUUGAGGUUCUGACACGAAGUUCCGAUAUCAGUUAAUCAUAGCCCAUCUUAAUAACCUAACCACUUAUAUGGUCACGUCAUCAUGAAAAAUAUUCUUAUAAUAUUCACAAUUUUAAUUUUUUUUUCAUCAUUAACUCUUAGUCAGUUGUUUCACGACUCACCAUAUGCAGAGUAUCAACAACAAGAAAUUCCUUUCAGAGAAAACAGUUUUAUAGGUAAUAGACCUAUAUUGAGUGAGUAUGAUUUUAUUGUCAUUGGAGCAGGUCCAGGGGGCUGUGUUGUCGCAAACCGUUUAUCUGAAGAGAAAAAUUGGACAGUACUAUUAUUAGAAGCAGGACAAGAUGAAUCUAUCUACACAGAUAUACCAGGGGCGGUACUAUUUUUAGAAACAACAGAAUAUAAUUGGGGUUAUAUUGCUGAACCUUCAAAAAAUGGUUGUUUUGGUUUUAAAAAUAAUCGUUGUCCAUGGCCAAAAGGAAAAGGCAUGGGAGGAUCAUCAAUUAUAAAUGCCAUGAUUUAUACAAGAGGAAAAAGAGAAGAUUACGAUACAAUUGCAGCACUAGGAAAUGAUGGUUGGGCUUACGAUGAUGCAGUGGCGCCGAGUACGUACUUUAGGUGGUGCAUUUGA
Messenger RNA from Aphis gossypii (cotton aphid), 639 nucleotides. RefSeq names its product glucose dehydrogenase [FAD, quinone]-like. Lineage: Eukaryota; Metazoa; Arthropoda; Insecta; Hemiptera; Aphididae. Gene Ontology annotation, molecular function: oxidoreductase activity, acting on CH-OH group of donors; flavin adenine dinucleotide binding. The record is from RefSeq and is a predicted model, not a curated record. The coding region runs from base 94 to 639 and encodes 181 amino acids. The transcript has a single exon.